AUGGCGUCCGUCUCCGUCGUCGUCUUCAGCAAGUCUCGUCCCUUCCAGCUCAGCGAGUACCUCCGCACCCUCGUCAAGCACGCAGCUGGGGUCGAACUGGACAUUACGGUCCUCGUCAAGGUGGAGGAGGAGUACAGGGAAGGGUACGAGCAAGUGCAGCGUGCGCAUCCUCGAGCGAAGUUCGUAGAGGAGGAGAGCUUCGAACAGCAGCUUCGGGGAAUCCUCCAUGGAGCACGAAGCUCGGUCAUGUUCGGAGUGGACGACGUGCUCUUCUGCUCCUCUCUCCCUCUUGCGCAUGCCCUUCUGGAGAUGAUGAAGAUGUUUGCCGAAUGUGGAGAUUUGUACGACAUUGGUCAUCCAAACCGGCUGGAGGUAAACGGGAACAAGAUCUACAAGGAGGGCUUCACGUUGUGGUAUGAGAGACAGAAAGGAAGUCAGGAACAGGGGAAGGUUGUCGAAGAGAUGUGUGGAGGUCGAGAUUGA
This is a messenger RNA of Guillardia theta CCMP2712, 483 nucleotides long. RefSeq lists its product as hypothetical. The record is from RefSeq and is a predicted model, not a curated record. Bases 1 to 483 code for a protein of 160 amino acids. Lineage: Eukaryota; Cryptophyceae; Pyrenomonadales; Geminigeraceae. The transcript is spliced from 4 exons.